UUUUAUCCAUUUAGCCCACAGAAAGUUUAACGCACCAGCGUCUUACUAAAUUAUUUCUCAUCACAUAAAGAGUGGCCAUGGCUUCAGCCGAAAGUAUAAGAAUAGCUGGUAGGAGUGGUCUGAAGAAAACUGGAUCAUUUGCUUAAAGGCGACUAGGUGUUGAACGCGGAUCGUGGAUGAGUUGCAGCGGCACAGACCGCGAGCAGCGGACCGCAGACUCCGGAACUCCCGCGGAGAAGCUGCUGCGUCUGAAACGCUCGCUCACAUUUAUGCGGAGUAAAAGUGUGGAGAACUUCUUCCAGCGUUCACAGAGCGAUGCUUACCGACCGACAGAGCUCUUCUCUGGUGCCCUGCCUUCUUCCCCUGCCUCUGGUAACAGCAGUAAUGUUUUGCCCUCCCCCAGCAUCAGCUCUAGACCUGCUCCAUUCGGUGUGCAGCCACGACCAGCACAAACACACUCCUUCCUUGAGCAUGUGUUCCGUCGACCCACCAGCUGCAGUCUGUGCAAGCUCAUUAUUGCAGGCAACUCUAAACAGGGACUGCGUUGUAGAACGUGUAAGAUGGGAGCUCAUCUUUGGUGUCUCUCUGAAGUCUCAGAGAAACCAUGCCAAGGAAAGUCUGGCAUGUUCAAGAGGAACUUAAGCACACCUGUACUGACCAAUGAUCAGUUAUAUGCUGUGAAGACACCGGAGUCAAAGGCUCAGCUGGACCCUGUGUAUGCUACACUCCGCUUUGGAACUUCUCUGGCCAGCCGAUCUAGUGUUGGGAGUUUAUGUGAAUCUCCGAGCCAAAGCCUGGAUGAAGAGGAUGGUCAGCUGAAGGAUGAGUAUGUGUCCACUGAGCAGGAGAAACUGACUGAAAACCAGAGAAAGGAUACAGAUGUUUCACUUUCUGAGAACAAUAACUCUGAAAUGGAUGAGAUCUCCAAGGUUCCUAAAGUUCACCCAAUUCACACCUACGUGGCACUUUACAAGUUCCUCCCUCAGGAGCAAAAUGACUUAGAAUUACAUCCUGGUGACAGAGUUAUGGUGAUUGAUGACUCUAAUGAAGAAUGGUGGAAGGGAAAAUGUGGUGAUAGAGUUGGAUUAUUUCCAUCUAACUUUGUUCAGCGAGUGCGUCCAGGUGAACGUGUCUGGAAGGUGACACAAAGUGUCCAUGGCAGCAAAGACCUGGGCCACCUGACUGUUAAAGAGGCUCAGAUUUGUGUCGGUAAAAAUGAAGAAGCUGAUGGCUUUCUAAAGCUAAGCAGUGGUAAGAAGAGAGGUCUGGUCCCGACUGAUUCACUGGAGGAAAUAUAAUUUAUCACAGAAACCUUUUGUAUUAUGUCAAAUGCAUAAUAUUAGCUGCAUUAAAGGUCCCAUGUCAUACAUA
Molecule: messenger RNA, 1371 nt
Organism: Puntigrus tetrazona (Sumatra barb)
Lineage: Eukaryota; Metazoa; Chordata; Actinopteri; Cypriniformes; Cyprinidae
Product: SH3 and cysteine-rich domain-containing protein 2-like
Exons: 12
Coding region: 177-1298 (373 amino acids)
Biological process (GO): positive regulation of protein localization to plasma membrane; positive regulation of voltage-gated calcium channel activity; skeletal muscle contraction
Cellular component (GO): extrinsic component of cytoplasmic side of plasma membrane
Molecular function (GO): protein binding
Source: RefSeq, a predicted model, not a curated record